AUGGGGAAACCAGAUUGGGUGACUCCUUUGCUGAAUGCCUACAUUCUUUCCAUAAAAAUGAUCCUGAGCUUCCAGUUGCCUACCAGCACCCUGGGCAACAUCUCUAUCUCGGGCUUGCUGCAGUGUUCAUGCAAGCCUCAGCGCAAGUUGUACACCCCAUUUACAGAAGAUACAGACACUGUUGGAGAGCGAGCUGUAAACUCCAUAUUGAAUGCCCUCAUUAUGAUCAGUGUCAUUGUUGUGAUGACACUUGUUCUUGUACUUCUCUACAAAUACAGGUGCUACAAGGUCAUUCAUGGAUGGUUGAUAAUCUCGUCUCUCUUGUUGCUUUUCUUUUUCUCGUUCAUCUAUUUGGGGGAAGUCUUCAAAACAUAUAACGUUGCCAUGGAUUACUUCACGUUGGCAUUGGUGAUCUGGAACUUUGGAGUGGUCGGGAUGGUCUGUAUCCACUGGAAGGGCCCACUUCGGCUCCAGCAAGCCUACCUGAUCAUGAUCAGUGCUCUUAUGGCUCUGGUUUUCAUCAAAUACCUCCCAGAAUGGACUGCCUGGCUAAUCCUGGCUGUGAUUUCGGUAUAUGGUAAGAUCCACUCCUGGGAGUUUGUGUUUGAAUUUUACUGUGGGCUGCUGAUUAGAAGAAGUGGAGUCCAGUUUACCUAUAUUACAGAAGGCUAGGUUGAGGCAGAGUGAAUGGUGGGAUGUGUCUCUAAUACAGAGUAGAGAUUCUCAGCAAUGUGAAUCUAAAAUGUUAGGAUUUCCAAAAGGUUUUGAUGGAAUUUGGUGAUUCUGGUGACUGGCGUGAGAGCAAAAAAUUAACCUGU
Rhincodon typus (whale shark) is the source of this 818-nucleotide messenger RNA. RefSeq names its product presenilin-1-like. The transcript is spliced from 4 exons. Bases 1 to 672 code for a protein of 223 amino acids. The record is from RefSeq and is a predicted model, not a curated record. Gene Ontology annotation, biological process: membrane protein ectodomain proteolysis; negative regulation of apoptotic process; amyloid-beta metabolic process. Gene Ontology annotation, cellular component: membrane raft; mitochondrial inner membrane; endoplasmic reticulum. NCBI's taxonomy places the organism in Eukaryota, Metazoa, Chordata, Chondrichthyes, Orectolobiformes, Rhincodontidae. Gene Ontology annotation, molecular function: beta-catenin binding; aspartic endopeptidase activity, intramembrane cleaving; cadherin binding.